Messenger RNA from Colletotrichum orchidophilum, 1692 nucleotides. RefSeq lists its product as uncharacterized. The transcript has 3 exons. The record is from RefSeq and is a predicted model, not a curated record. The coding region runs from base 1 to 1692 and encodes 563 amino acids. Gene Ontology annotation, cellular component: endomembrane system. Gene Ontology annotation, biological process: vacuolar proton-transporting V-type ATPase complex assembly. NCBI's taxonomy places the organism in Eukaryota, Fungi, Ascomycota, Sordariomycetes, Glomerellales, Glomerellaceae.
AUGGUUCGAUUGACAAUAACACCCGUCAUCGCCGAAGGUCGGCAGAGGCUGGCUGAGGUCAGAUUCAGACGGGAUAUCGCGGAAGCAUCGAAGGACACAGAGCAAGCCCCGACGUCAGAUGCUGCCCUCCAGUGCACAGCGACAACGAAAGCCGAAGAGCCGAAUCCUCCCGAUGCCGUGGUCGCCGACCCCAUCACGCAUGACCAGAUACUGGAACUGUGGAAGAACUUGAAGACGGAGGGCAUCGAAGACUUCAGUCUGGAGGGGUUGCUACGGGGCGCCAGGGUGUACAUACCCCCGCCACCUCCAAAGCCGGAGCCGUCUGCCGAGUACAAAGCCCUAAUGGCCCGCCUGCGACGCGAGGAAGAGGAACGAACGUACCAGCGCAUGCUCAAGCAACCGUCUCGGAUGGAGGCCUUUUCCCAACAGUUCCCCAGCGCUGCCGCCCGAACACAAGCUUUUGCCGAAGUAAACCGCCCCAUGCGCGAAGCAGACAAUGGUGAUGACGAGGUGACGCUUGGAGACGUGCAAAAGCAGAUGAUGGUCAUCCUCAACUUCCUCAUAAGCAUCAUUGGCGUCGCUGCCACCAUCUGGAUUGCGGCCCGAUGGUGGAACGUAACUGCCCGGAUAUUUUUGACGCUCGGGGGCGCCAUUCUCGUCUUGAUAGCAGAGGUCGCCGUGUACUCUGGUUAUGUCUGGAGGAUAGGGGAAGCCAAGUCGAAGAACAAGGAACCAGAGGAAAUCAGAGAGGUAAUGCAUUCGUGGGUGCUGGGUAAGGAUAACAACGACACCCACUACCUUGGCUGGAGGCAUGGACCAAAUAAUAGUCUCGAGGUACGCGUUCACAUGGCUUUUGAACCUCCGUCAAUGUUGCUCACCACGCACCGCAGCCCACGUUCUGGAUCCGAUUCCACUAGGACAACAACAGCCGAUAAAAGGUAUAGAACCUACGACGUGCAUCAAUCUCAGCCUGAAUUGACACUUGGCAGACGAACUCUCAGAACCUACAGCAAGCGAUCGCGCGCAACCGAUGACGACGCUGGCCUACUACCUUUCAAGAAGCGGAAAGCCGAUGUAGAAUCGGCGACACGGUCCCCAGACAUUCCACGGCUUCCUCCCGCUCAACCCGCGCCGCCACCGAGCAGCAUACCCAAGAGUUCAAUCCUAAGCUACUUCAAGCCCUGCCGGUCAAGCUCGGGUACGGAGGCGUCUGACCCAUUGUCCGACUCUGAAAAGCUGCUCAACACCCCACCUUCAUCGCCUCCCCUCUUCAGGAAGAUUAAGGAACCUCGGCGUCUGAGGCUGCGACCUAGCACGCCUCUGUCGCAUGCGUUGGACACUCUAGAGGUUGCGAAGGACGGAAAAGAUGGAGGUGACGUCGCUGUUCAACAAACAGCACAAGGCACUCGUAGGACAAGAUCACGAGGUGGCAUAGAGCUGCAAGAUGUCGACAAAAACAAGCUCAACAAACUCGCCGACCUCGAGAAGACCAAACCCCAGCCUACCCUGAAGAAAGUUUCCGCACGAUCAAAACCUGUUCCGACUGUCCAGACGACUAUCAACCUUUCUUCGAAACCUACUUUUAUGGAGUGCAAGACGUGCCGGAUAGUGUACAACCCGCUGCACCCGGCAGACGUCAAAUAUCACUCUCAACGGCAUGCGGCUUUCCUUAGGGGUAGGGCGAAAGCAUGA